CUUCCCCACCUCUUGUCCCCUUGUAUGGAGAGGAGCUCCGAGCUGGACGGACAGGAGUCACACGCACCGGGUCGCCUUCUGCAUCAAAGGGGGGUCACAGUAAGAACCAGAUCUCAAUGAGACCCGGAAGCCCUCCUCUAUUUGGACUUUUAAAACACUGGAUGUCGAAGACUGUGUCUUUAUUUAGACGGCAUUUCUUUUAUUGACUUGUAAAGGAAAGUUUCCUCUGCACUUUGUCACCGGACAAAGGAUAACAACACCGGCCUGUCUGCUGGGUGAACGGACGAACAUUACGACAAGUUAAAGCCGAAUACAUCUUUUAAACUCGUGCGUUUUGAUCAGAACAGUGCGAUUUGUGCUGUGUGAGUUGCUCUUUUAUUAUUGUAUUCGCAGGGUAGUUACAUAUGUCCAUAGGACGCCUGUAAGCGCAGCAGUCUGCCGAUAACAGGGGGGGCGAUUUAGAGGAGCAUUGAUCCGUUCUCUGAGCCCACAGGCUCACUUCUCCCUCCGCUCCACCAAUCCGGUUAAAUUCAGUCUACUCAGGAAAAUGAUGCGAACGCCCAAAGGCGUCUCUCCGGCAGCGGGACUGCCCUGCACCCAGCUCAAGAUGAAGGUGGUGUCCGCCGGCGGGGGGAAGGUGAGGACCGAGUUCUUCAGCACCGGACUGUCCAGCCCGCCGAUGUGCACGGUGCCGGUGGGCUACUUCACCCAGAUCUGCAACACCGCCGCGGCCGAACAAAGAGCCAACAGCCUGUAUUCAACCCCCCACGGACCCGAGGCUAAACCCAUCAGAUCAUCCUCCGGGCGACUGCCGGCUAAAAGGAAGCUGGAUCUGGAGGACCCCCUUUACCUCCCCGAGUUCCGCACGCCUAAAGGCAAAGGCAUCAGCGCCGCCAGGAUACCAAGUCCUAGGACUCCAAAGUCUCCAGGGGAGCGGACGCGGUACGACACCUCCUUGGGUCUCCUCACCAAGAAGUUUGUGGGUCUGAUUGCCGAGUCUCCCGAUGGAGUUCUCGACCUGAACUGGGCCACCGAGGUCCUGGAGGUCCAGAAGAGACGCAUCUAUGACAUCACCAACGUGCUUGAGGGAGUCCAGCUGAUCAGAAAGAAAUCAAAGAACAACAUCCAGUGGCUGGUUGGAGAUGUAUUUGAGGGUGGUGCGGGUGGAGGACAGAAGGCAUGCGCCCUGAGGAAAGAGCUGGGAGACCUGGAGAGGGCGGAGAGAUCCCUGGAUGAACUGAUUCAAUCCAGCACCACACAGCUCAAACAGCUGACUGAAUACAAAGACAAUCAGAGGCUGGGAUACGUGACGUACCAGGACAUCCGCUCCAUCGGUAGCCUCCGAGACCAGACCGUCAUUGCUGUCAAGGCCCCUGCUGAGACCAAGCUGGAGGUGCCAGACACACCAGGGCAGGGGUCAUUACAGAUCUAUUUGAAGAGUAAAAACGGCCCCAUUGAGGUCUACCUGUGUCCGGAGGAGGGUCUUGAAGAUGCGAGCCCCGUUAAGAGCCUUGUCACCCCUAAAAAGGAGUUUCCUCAGCCCCUCUGCCCUCCAGCUGCAACCCCGAUGGCACCAGCAAGCUACAGCAUCAAGGAGGAGCCUGUUGAAUCCAACCUGUCGACAGCGGCUCCUGCCACCGCCUCUGCCGUAACCUCCAGUCCGUCUCUGCUGGACGUAGAGGGCCUGUUGGGUUUGCCCCCCAGCCUGCUCCAGAUCACAGAGGACCAGCUUCCCGGCACCUCAUUCGCUGCUGACCCCAACACCCCUUUUGUCAGUUUCUCUCCACCGCUGGACCACGACGAUUACCUGUGGAGCCUGGAGGAUGGCGAGGGAGUGUCCGAUUUCUUCGACACCUACGAUCUUGGGGAUCUGUUGAGGAGCUGAGGUAUAGAUGAAGGAGGGGAGGUAGAAUUUAAGGGAGAAGAUGGGGGGGAGCUAUUUAAUUGAAUGCCUUCUCAAAGUAGGAAAUAUUACACUAUGAAGCCAUCACUUUUUUUUGUCAUGCCUGUUUUAAUGUCAGUAAUUCUAAUGGGUGAUUUACACCCUAUGUUAAUGUAAAUAAAGUAAAAAUCCCAAUUGUACAUAUCAUUGUAGGAAAUGUUUAGUCUGGGAGGUAUUUUUUUUCUGUCACAUUUUCAGGUUGUGCUACAAUGAUGAACAUUUGUAAUCUCACACAAACACGUGAGAUAUUAUGCAUAUUACCAGCAAAAGAUCUGGUAACAUUUCAGUAUGGGGCAGUGUUUACGGUGUGACAACUCAGGAAAUAUUUUUUUUUUCUUCCUUGUUUCCAAAGUUUAAGUUUUCUGUGCCACUCUUUGGCCCAUAGGGGGCAGCCUUGUAUUAAGUCAGCUUUAAAUGCCAUGCAGCUUUACAGGAUUCAAUCAGUGGAUGAGAGUAAGCUCAAGCGGAUUGUUUGUAAAGAGUCCGACUAUCUUUAACAUGCAUCAAAUUAUGCUGAAGAUAUCUUGAUCCACUCGCAUUGUCACGUGAAAUCUGAGCCUAAAUAUUACGAAAUACAGCUGAUUUUGAAGGUGCUGAUGUUGCUUCUGUCUAAUCAGGUUUGCUCUCUCCUGCCUUAAGCUUUAAGUCAGGCCUUGUACCUGUUGGGCGCUUGCGUCGAGUGCCAAACUAUGCAAGUUUGAGCCGGAGACUAUGACUGAUAAUUGGUGCUUAUUGAACACACACAGCCGCUGACUGAACGAGAGGAUCACACGCUCUCUGACGUCUGUUUGGCGGCAUUGUUUCCAGUCCAGUUGCUCCCCUACUGAUGAGUAGUGAAAACUACUAUUGUAUUUCUGAGGAAAUAACCCGAAAGCAUGAAAGAGAAGAAUGAAAUCCAGCAUCUGUGUCGCAGGUGUGGUGGAAGUUCGGUUAAUUUAUAUAAUAAAGGUUUAAUUAGAGGGGCAAUUUCUUUUUUCCCUCUAUUUGUUCUGAAAUAAAUUGAAAAUGAGUUUGUUGAUUUAACAGCAACAGGAGCGACGAGGAAUUUAUCUUAACUGUUCAGAUUUGAGGCCCAUGAAUUCUUUCCCACAUGUUAUGGUGCAACGCUUUUAAAUGUCAAAGACCUGCACCACGGAUCGGAGCAGCUGUGAGUUUUAUCUGUUCAAACGUUUUGGUUCAGGGCUCUAGUCAUUUGGAAAUGUGAAUUUCAUGCUGAUGUUUUUUUUGUUGUAGCUUUCCCUCUACAUUGCAGAGAUAAGCUAACUGUCCUGUCCUAACAAAACUUGAAAAUGUGUGCUUGUGUGUGUGUGUAUUUGAUAGCUUGGGAAAUGGGUGUCACGGUGUGUUUGUGUGCGUGUGUUUUUAUAAUGUAGAUUAGAGAAUUUGAAUUCAGAGUUUGUAGUUUUUUUCAAUGAGCAUUAUUUUUUCUGGUAUUUGUACAUAAAUUCUUCUGUAUUUAUACCUAUUUUUUCAGAAUUUUGCGAAGUUGACGCUGGCCUUUCUGCAGAGGUCAUUAAGACAUGCAGCACUUAAUAUUUUGUAAUAUUGUGUGGUCUGUUUGAAAUUGUUAAAUAAAAACUAAAGCCAUUGUUUACACUCA
Molecule: messenger RNA, 3542 nt
Organism: Scophthalmus maximus (turbot)
Lineage: Eukaryota; Metazoa; Chordata; Actinopteri; Pleuronectiformes; Scophthalmidae
Gene: e2f2
Product: E2F transcription factor 2
Exons: 7
Coding region: 548-1885 (445 amino acids)
Biological process (GO): regulation of transcription by RNA polymerase II
Cellular component (GO): RNA polymerase II transcription regulator complex
Molecular function (GO): DNA-binding transcription factor activity, RNA polymerase II-specific; protein dimerization activity; RNA polymerase II cis-regulatory region sequence-specific DNA binding
Source: RefSeq, a predicted model, not a curated record